Symbiodinium sp. CCMP2592 is the source of this 336-nucleotide messenger RNA. NCBI's taxonomy places the organism in Eukaryota, Dinophyceae, Suessiales, Symbiodiniaceae. The record is from the annotation of a GenBank genome assembly.
AUGUCCUCAGGAGACGACUCCGAGGCCAGCUGGCCGAGUUCCACCGCUCCCACCAGGUCGCACCGCAUCAAGCUUGCUGAAGCGGGCCGCGCCGACGCGGCGAGCGACAUUUCUUCCAGGAGUGCGAUGAAUGCUCUUGCGGCCUUCGUUCAGAACACCGAUGCCAGCAUGCAAACUGCGUUGGCUAACCUGUCUUGGGCUAAUAGGACUCGGAUCAAGCUUCUGCUUUCCCGAAUCGAAGCUUCGCAAGAUUACCAGCGCCUCGGCUACGUGAUGCACCCGGGACCCGUGCCCGAGAUCAGGAAUGUGGCGAACGGCGAGACCUCUGCUAGCUGA